AUGGAAAAUUUCAAGCCUCCUAUGGGCUUAGACCUGCGAGAAAAUGCAGCUAACAAUCUAAAAUCGUUUAAACAGAGGUUUGAAUUGUUCAUAACAGCGAUCAGUGAGAGAGAAAUAAAAGAGCAACGGAAAGUGGCUAUGCUAUUGAACUGCAUUGGGAACGAUGCACUCGAUGUAUUUAAUAUGUUUGCUCUACAAACAGAAAAUCUCACCACCAAAUUGAUAUUUGAGAAAUUCGAAGAAUAUGUUAAGCCAAGGGUUAAUAUUAUAAUAGAGAGACACAAGUUUCAUUCACGACGACAAGAAGAAGGUGAACCAUUUGAUAGUUUCCUAACUGACUUAAGGAAACUAGCAAAGAAUUGUGACUUUGAACAACAAGAAGAAUCGCUCAUAAGAGACAGAAUCGUUAUAGCUGUGAAUGAUGAAGGCCUACAACAACGUCUCUUAAGAGAUCCAAACCUAACAGUAGAAAAGGUAAUCGAGAGCUGCAGAGCAGCAGAAAUGAGUAAAAUACAGCAAAAGUCAUUAAAAGUGGAAAACACAAAAACUAAGGAAGUCAGCGUGAACGUUAUCAAAAAACAAAACUACAGACAAGGACAAGUAAGAUCAAAGGCGAGUCAACAAAAGAAGAAAGAAGAUUCCCAGCAGUCUUACGAUUGCAAGAAAUGUGGAAGUCAUCACAAAAGAGCAAGCUGCCCAGCGUUUGGAAAAGUUUGCAAAAAGUGUGGAAGAGUGAAUCACUUUGCAAUAGGAUGCUUAAGCACCACGUCAAGACCCAGGAGUGUGAAUGAGGUUGCAACGAAAAGUAAUCAGUUUUUUGUGGAUUCUGUAAACACAGAACUUAAAAAACGCGUUUGGAUUCAGCAAAUUAAGAUAGGUAAUAACGUCAUAAGCUUUAAAGUAGAUACAGGAGCUGAUUGUAACAUAAUUCCAUGGUCAAUAUUUAAAAGUUUAGAAUUUAGUAAACAGCCACACUGGAUUCCUACAAUAACUACUGUAGUGAGUUACAUCAAUGACAAAUGUAAGUCGCUAGGGACAGCAAUACUACAUUGUAGUGUAGAUAAUAAGAGGUUUAAGGUUAAGUUCAUUAUAGUUGACGUUGAGAGCAUGCCCAUAUUAGGAUUAAAUACAUGCGUUAAAUUAAAGUUAAUUAAGAAAGACGAUAUAGAUAUAAGGGUUUGUAACACAAUAACAGAAGAAAUUAAUAUGUCAAAACAGGAGUUUGUAGCUGCUAAUGAGAAAAUAUUUCGGGGAUUAGGGUCCUAUCCUUACAAGUAUGAAAUAAAAUUAAAAGAGCACGCAGUGCCGGUGGUCAGCCCUUGCAGAAGAGUACCUUUCAGUAUAAAGGAUAAAUUAAAAAGCACUUUAGAUAGUUUAGAAAGAGCAGGGAUAAUAAAAAAGGUGAACUAUGCUACAGAUUGGGUCAAUAAUAUGGUCAUAGUAGAAAAACCAAACAAAACAUUAAGAAUUUGUUUAGAUUCAAUACAACUAAAUAAGAGCAUAAAACCGGAAAAAUUUCCGAUACCCACGGCUGAUGAAUUGUGCAAUAGGUUGGCAGGCAAAGAAGUUUAUUCAGUGUUGGAUAUGAAAGACGGGUUUCAUCAGGUACAACUAACAGAAAAGAGUUCGGAGGUAUGUACCUUCAUAACACCUUUUGGGAAAUAUAAGUAUACAAGACUGCCAUUUGGCUUGUCAACCGCGCCGGAGGUAUUCCAAAGAGUGAACACUAUAAUAUUUGGUGACAUAGAAGGUGUAGGUAUCUAUUUUGAUGACCUUAUUAUUGCUGCUAAGAAUGAAAAAGAUCAUGACAAGAUUAUGCAGCUAGUUCUGGAAAGAGCUAAUAAAUGCAAUGUUAGAUUCAAUAAGAAUAAACUUCAAUAUAAGACUAACGAAGUUAAAUAUUUAGGGUUUAUAUUUAAUAAAGAUGGAGUAAAACCGGAUCGAUCUCAUGUAGAAGCAAUACUGAAAAUAAAACAACCUACUAAUAAAAAGGAGUUGUUGAGGAUAUUGGGUAUGAUAAAUUUUCUGUCAAAGUUCAUUCCCAAUGUAUCUCAACUAACAAGCUGUCUUAGAGAAUUAAUAAAGAAGGACGUUGAUUGGCAAUGGGGACCAGAACACUCUGAGGCAUUGGACAAAAUCAAACAUAAAAUCGUGGAGGCACCUACUUUAAAAUUAUUUGAUAAUAAGUUGCCAAUAGUAAUACAAGCAGAUGCUUCACAACAUGGGCUAGGUGCAUGCUUGCUGCAAUGCGGACGGCCUGUAUUGUUUGCAUCCCGAAGCUUAACAGAUACGGAGCAUAGAUAUCCGCAGAUUGAAAAAGAGUGCUUAGCUGUUUGUUUCGCGGUAGAAAAAUUUCAUCAAUUUGUCUAUGGCCAUCAAGUCAAGGUGUACACCGAUCAUAAACCAUUAGUUUCAAUAAUAAAGAAAAACAUACAUAAGGUAACUCCUAGAUUGCAGAGGUUGAUGCUUAAGCUAACAAAAUACACAAUAGAUCUGGAAUACCUACCGGGAAAACAGAUGCUGAUAGCAGACCUGCUGUCAAGAUCGCAUCUGAACAAAGUUGAGACCGAAGUCGCAAACAACGCUGAUAAUGAAAUUGUACACUCCUUAAAUACCUAUGUAGCAAUGAGUCAGUCGAGGGUUGAGGAGUUUCAAAAAGCUACCGCUAAUGAUACAAAAUUAAAACAAAUAAUUAAUUACUCUCUAAAUGGCUGGCCACAGGCUAAGUGUAAGUCAGCAGACACUCAUUAUUGGUUGCUAAGAAAUGAAAUAACAUAUCACAAGGGAAUCCUGUUCCUAAAUGAUAAUAAAAUAUUGGUUCCUGAGUUACUACAGUCAGAGAUGAUAAGAUUAGCACAUAAGCCCCACUUUGGGAUUGAAAAAACAAAAAAAAGGCUAAAACAGCUGUUUUAUUGGCCUAAGCUAACUCAGGAUGUGAUAAAUCACAUAUCUGGUUGUAGAGUAUGUGAAAAGUACGGGAGAAAUAAUAUAAAAGAACCGCUAAUACCACAUAAGAUUCCGUCGUUACCGUUUGAAAAGGUUGCAGUAGACUAUUUUGAGUAUGCAGGUAAAAACUAUAUCGCGAUAAUCGAUUACUAUUCUAAAUGGCUUGAAAUAAUAAAAACUAAAGGUAAAACAAGUAAAGAAACAAGUGAAGCACUAAAGCGCAUAUUUAGUGUACAAGGCAUACCCAAAACAGUGGUCUGUGACAACAUGCCGUUUAAUAGCUUUGAGUUUCAAAAAUUCGCCAAACAAUGGGGCUGUGAUAUAAUAACGUCUAGUCCGUUAUACCCAAAGUCAAAUGGUCUAGCAGAGAAAGCAGUAGGCAUAGCGAAGUCGAUAUUAAGGAAAGUUAAUGAAGAAGGAGAGGAUGUACAUAAUGCACUACUAGAGUAUAGAAACAUGCCACUAGCGGGGCUAAAGGUUUCGCCGGCGGAAUUGCUAAUGUCACGAAAGCUACGCACUAAACUGCCGAUUGCAACAAAUCUACUUAAACCUAAAGUACAAAAAGUAACAAUAGCACUGCGUAAUAAACAACAAUCACAAAAAAUGUACUAUGAUCGCGGUGCAAGGAAGCGUAUUAAAUUUAAACUAGAUGAUAAGGUAGUAGUGAGAGAUAAAAAGGAGUGUGUCAUUCACAUGGACAACGAAUAUGACAGCGAAGAACAGCCCCUGUCAAGCAGUGACAACGUUACCGUCAGACCGUUUGGAGUGAAUGAGGGGAGAGCGCUAGUAACUACCAAAAGUGGUAGAGUCGUGAGAAAGCCCUCCAGACUAGGCAUAGCAUAG
Osmia bicornis bicornis is the source of this 3789-nucleotide messenger RNA. RefSeq lists its product as uncharacterized. The record is from RefSeq and is a predicted model, not a curated record. Gene Ontology annotation, biological process: DNA integration. NCBI's taxonomy places the organism in Eukaryota, Metazoa, Arthropoda, Insecta, Hymenoptera, Megachilidae. The transcript has 2 exons. Bases 1 to 3789 code for a protein of 1262 amino acids. Gene Ontology annotation, molecular function: nucleic acid binding.